Molecule: messenger RNA, 1257 nt
Organism: Monodelphis domestica (gray short-tailed opossum)
Lineage: Eukaryota; Metazoa; Chordata; Mammalia; Didelphimorphia; Didelphidae
Gene: REG4
Product: regenerating family member 4
Source: RefSeq, a predicted model, not a curated record
AGAGACCACCAAGGAGAGAUCCUGCAGAGCCUUGGAUGCCACACAGAUCCAGGGCUAUUCAGAAGCUUCAAGGAUAAAAUAAGAGCCUGUGAUUGAGGAUUCCUAGGAAAGAAAGAAGAAAAUGGCUUCCAAAAACUCCUGGCUGCUCCUGCUCCUGAGCUGUGCCAUAGUCACAGGCAUCGAAGCAGAUAUUAUCAUGAGACCCAGCUGCAGCACAGGAUGGUUUUACUACAGAUCCAAUUGUUAUGGAUAUUUUCGAAAACUUCAAAGUUGGUCCGAUGCUGAGUUGGAGUGUCAAUCCUUUGGAAAUGGGGCCCAUCUGGCCUCUAUCCUGGAUGCAAAGGAAGCCAAAGUCAUAGCCAAGCACAUCUGGGGCUAUCAGCGAAACCAGCCUGUUUGGAUUGGCCUCAACGACCCCCAAAAGAACAACAAAUGGAAAUGGAUUGAUGGAGGUGUGUUCUUCUUCAGAUCCUGGGCUGACAAAUCUUUCCAUACUGAUAAGACCUGUGCUGAGAUAUCUUAUCAGAGUAAUUUCUUAACCUGGAAUAAAAAUUACUGCAGCAAGCCCCAACACUUCCUAUGCAAGUAUCGACCCUAGAAGCAAGACCACCAGCAACAAGCAGGUUCCUUUGUCAUCUUCCUCCAAAUGACAAGAUUACAUGAGCUACCAGAAAGAUCUUCCCAACUAGUUUUUAAUCCACCAUGUGUCAACAAUGGAGCCAACUGGAUUUUGAAGCCUUAACUUUACAACUUUGUAGGUUCUGCCCUUCCCUCUCUCCUGCCUCUGUCUUCAGUCUGAAGACAAAUAGACUGAUGACAGGGACAGGGGAGGGGUAUCACCCCCAAAUAGUAGAGGAUCUCCAUGACUUUAAGCGAUGAGAGGAGUAGUACUAGGAGAUAAUUAAGUUUUCUGGGCACAUAGUAGGCUGCUUGCCCCAGAUUUGUGGGAACUUUCUCCCCCAGGUUCACUUACCCUGACCCUGGUAAUACUUACAUAAGCCCCUGACUCUUUCUAGAAGGAUAUAGAGCCAAUGCAAAGCACUGUCUGUCCUCCAUCAUAUUAGAUACAGGUCAUGAGCUCUGCGGUUUCCUUUAAAUAAAAAGCUAUGUGCACAGAAGCUGCCUUUGUUUCAUUUGAGGUUAUUUAGAUUUCAAGGACCACACUCAAACUUUUACUCCACAAUUCCCUCCUCACUGACUCUAUCACCCUUCAUAAUGGCCAUCUCCAAGAUACCUGUGUAUGUGUGUGUAGGAUGC